Molecule: messenger RNA, 1872 nt
Organism: Cornus florida
Lineage: Eukaryota; Viridiplantae; Streptophyta; Magnoliopsida; Cornales; Cornaceae
Product: ribosomal lysine N-methyltransferase 3
Exons: 5
Coding region: 89-1534 (481 amino acids)
Biological process (GO): peptidyl-lysine monomethylation
Cellular component (GO): nucleus
Molecular function (GO): protein binding; protein-lysine N-methyltransferase activity
Source: RefSeq, a predicted model, not a curated record
AAUAAAAUAAAAUAUUUAUACAAACACUCAGAGUUGAGACCGCUCUGCCUGGUCCACCGUUGCUCGGCGGCGUUGUUACAGAACGGAAAUGGCCGCAAGGCGAAUGAGAGCAUUCAAGCGGUGGAUGAGAUGGCAAUGCAUAGAUUGCAGCGACGCAUUGGAGUUGGUAGACGAAUACGAUGAAGAAUUAGAGGAAGGAGGAGGAAGCAUCUGUGUGAGAGCAGUCUGCGAUUUACACGAAGAGGACUUGGUGGCGACCAUACCAAAGCAGUCGUGUCUCACCAUCAAGACCUCACGCGCUAGCCACCUGAUCGAAGCCGCCGGUCUCGACGGGCUCUUGGGUCUCUCUGUCGCCCUCAUGUAUGAGAAGUCGCUGGGGGAGGACUCUCCUUGGUUUGGGUAUCUUCAGCUCUUGCCUCACUCCGAGUACUGCACACCCUUGCUUUGGACUCUAGAACAAAUUGACUCUCUCUUGUCUGGGACUGAGCUCCACAAGAUUGUUGAAGAAGACAAGGCCCUCAUCUGUGAAGACUGGAAAGAGUGCAUACUGCCUCUUUUGGCUUCAGCUCCUUUAGAGCUGAAUCCAGAUUUUUUCGGCAUUGAACAAUACUUUGCUGCAAGAAGUCUUAUUGCUUCUCGCUCUUUUGAGAUAGAUGAUUACCAUGGAUUUGGGAUGGUUCCUUUGGCAGAUCUCUUUAAUCACAAGACAGGAGCUGAGGAUGUACACUUCACUACUGUGUCUUCUCACCUAGAACCUGACAACGAUGCAGAAGAUGAGGACAAAAAUGAGUAUGACAAUGCUGGCGAUGGUGAAUCAUUAGAUCAGAAUUUGGAGGAGGAUGAACCCACAGUUCUGGAAAUGAUUAUUGUGAAAGAUGUCAAAGCUGGAGCUGAGGUCUUCAAUACAUACGGGUCCUUGGGUAAUGCCGCGUUGCUACAUAGAUACGGAUUCACAGAGCCAGAUAAUCCAUAUGACAUUGUGAAUAUAGGUCUAGAGCUGGUACACAAAUGGAGUUCAUCUCUGUUUUCAGGCCGUCACAGUAGAUCAAGGCUGUCUUUUUGGAGAAAAUUAGGAUACUCUGGAUGUAUCAGCCAGAACUCUGAGUACUUUGAAAUCUCAUACGAAGGAGAACCACAAGUCGAGUUGCUGAUUUUACUUUAUAUAAUCUUAUUGCCAGACGAAGCAUAUCGUCAGCUAGACCUUGCAAAUGCAACUAUGGGGAACUCAAACAAAUCUAUAGGCAUUAUUAUAUCGAAAAAAGGCGAGAUUUCAAUGGAAAAAGCUCCAGAAAUGAGCAAGGGUUUGCUGCUGACUGGAAGUGUGUGUGAUGCCCUUUGGUCGCUUGCAGGUAUGCGGGACAGUUGCUACGGUUCAAAUUCAGUAGAAGAUGACAUCAGAGCAUUGGAGAGGUGUUGUUGGGUUAGAGAGAGGAAGUUGUAUUAUUCUUUGGUGCUGCGUGUGAGUGAGAGGAGAAUCCUUGACAAACUCGGAAUUUAUGCUGAAACUGCCAAGAAAGCUUCCAUGAAGAAGUAGUUGAGGAAAUCCUAGUAUGUGGUACUCCAAAUAAUAUUCACUGUGCUUUGCUUCUCUCCUCCCCACCCCAGCUGCGGUGAAUAUGACAUCAAGCUAUAGGAGGCCUGCUUGCUGUCAUUUUAUCCACCCAAAAGUGCGGAAGAUUUUGGAACUAAGCAGAGAAAUAUGCAUCUUACUGACAAUUGAGGUAAAGGUAUACCUAAGAGUUGAGUAAACACUGUUAUUGAUGACUGUAAAAUUAUAUUUAUGCUGUGUGUGUGUUUUUAUUUUUAUUUUUUUGUCAAUGAGAUUUAUUGCAAAUUGAAAUUUGAUUUAUUUUGAUGGAAAAUUUUGCUUUA